Messenger RNA from Echinops telfairi (small Madagascar hedgehog), 717 nucleotides. Its product is annotated as olfactory receptor 51G2-like. Gene Ontology annotation, cellular component: membrane. The coding region runs from base 1 to 717 and encodes 238 amino acids. The transcript has a single exon. The record is from RefSeq and is a predicted model, not a curated record. Gene Ontology annotation, biological process: G protein-coupled receptor signaling pathway. Gene Ontology annotation, molecular function: olfactory receptor activity; G protein-coupled receptor activity. Lineage: Eukaryota; Metazoa; Chordata; Mammalia; Afrosoricida; Tenrecidae.
AUGUACGGUAUCAUCUUCCUGGGAAAUGGCAUUAUUCUUCACAUCAUCCGAACUGACUCUGCUUUGCAACAACCCAUGUACAUCUUUCUAGCCAUGCUGGCUUUUGUUGAGUUAGGUGUCUCCAUCUCCACUUUGCCCACAGUGCUAGGCAUCUUCCUUCUGGGCAUGACUAAGGUUAGUUUUGAUGGGUGUCUGCUCCAGAUGUUUUCCAUGCACUCUUUCACCCUCAUGGAGUCAGGGGUUCUUCUGGCCAUGUCCAUUGAUCGCUUUGUGGCCAUUUACAGCCCACUCCGCUACACAACCAUCUUGACAAUCCCCCGCAUCACUGGGAUGGGUGCCGCUAUUGCCCUGAGAAGUGUGAUGCUCAUGUUCCCACUGCCCAUUCUCUUGAAGCGUCUGCCGUUCUGUGGCCACAACGUCCUCACGCACUCGUACUGCCUCCACUCAGACUUAAUUAAACUGCCUUGUGGAGACACUCGCCUUAAUAGCAUCCUGGGUCUAUUUGUUAUUACCUUCAUCUCUGGGCCAGACUCACUACUCAUUAUGGUUUCAUAUGCGCUAAUUCUUCACACGGUACUGAGAAUAGCUUCUGGCACAGGGAGGUGGAGGGCACUCAACACAUGUGUGUCACACAUUUGUGCUGUUCUAGUGUACUAUGUGCCCAUGAUCAGCCUCUCCCUGCUACACCGCUUUGGACGACACUUACCCUACUCCUGA